GCUAUUUAAUUUCUUCUCAUUUCUUUUGGUUAACAUCUUAAUAACAUUACCAACCUUAAAUUGACAACACGUGUUAAAUUAGUCUUUAACCGUCAAGCCAAUCAUAUUUAUGGUCUACCUGUUCAAUCAAUCAUUUUGAUUCACAGUGAAGUUUGGUUAACAUUCAAGACAUUUUCUUCCAACAACUCUGUUACUCUUUGGUUUAACUCUACCUUUCUUUCGUCUUUUCCUCUGUCUAUUUUCUCUCCCUCUUGCUCUCUUCUUCUUCAUUACCAAACAGUUUCAUGAAAAGCUUUUUUUGACAGUGUUCUCUUUCUGCUGUUUACUUUGUCAUCAUCAUUGCACUCAAUAUUGGAAGCAUUGAAAACAAAAUUAGACUUGGCUUGUAUUCGCAACUGUACCUUUUAUCUACACUGUGAGUACACAAACUAAUAUGUACAUGGUUGUAAAACAUCUACCACAUUUGAAGAGCAACAUUCCGGUUUAAAGUGUGACGUUCAUUCAAGAGGAACAAAGAGUCAUUAUCGGGUGAUUGGUUUUUUUCGCUUUCACGGUAAACAAUCAGCCUAACGUACGGAAAAAAGAAGGAACAUUAUCAUCAUCAUCACCACCAACAAGCUUUGUUCUUAAUCGUUCUGUUAUAACUGACUAAUCAGCUUUGACAGAAAGAUAAAUUCAUAAAAAGCAACGUUGCCCAAUUCUGUAAUUGUAUUUUUUAUCUGAAUCGCCGCGCACAACGAAAUAUAUUAAUGAAAGCUUGGACAAGUGAAAAGGAUGGGAGCAAAAGCACUAUCAACAAAGCUGAAGAUGAUGAAACUUCUAAUGACCUAGACGAAGCUCUCAAUGAGCUUGGAAUGCUCUCUUCUUUAACACAAACGCGUCGAGAAAAGUGGCUACGAAGACGAUGCUACCGGUUUAGUAGUGGUAAUGGUAAAAAUAGUGCUGACUCCUCUCACUGGUGUUCCCUUUCUUCAUCCAGUACGUCAUCCUCAUCAUGCAGUGGUAGCUCUCAAAGCUCUGGAAGCCUCGGUGGCUCCAUAGGAAGUCGAAAAAAUUCAUAUUCAUCUGCUUCCAAUGCCUCUUCUGGAUCUUCUACAUCCUCUUCAUCGUCACCUUAUUCGAGCUUAAGCUUCUCUCAGUCGUCCCGCUUAUCGAUCAAUUCUCAUCCAAGUUUUGAAGCAUCUGCAUCUUCAGGAUUCCAAAGUAACUGUUGUAUUAGUUCCUCAAGUAUUUAUGCUAGCCUUGAUCUUGUUGGAGAUUCAUCAAAUUUUUCAAACCACAAACUAAUGGAGUACCCACGAGUCGCACGUCGCCAUCAUUUCCAUAAUCAAUGCUACAAACCUUACAUUCGGCCUAGGCGAUGCAGUCUACAAUUUAAUCUACAAAAAGAAGAACCAUUGGAUCUCAAUUGGAAUCUCCUUAAAGGUCUAAGUCUAUCUGAUUCGGGCUCAUCAGGGACAGGAUCUGGAACUGGCACACCUCCUCCGCCUUUUUUUGCCUCUUCGUUAAUUCAAUCAUCAUCAUCUUCAUCAUCACCUUCUUCUGCCAUCACUGGAACAGCCAAUCCCGCUGAGUCUAAAUUGCUAUGCUCAAGGAUUACCUCAAGUAUUGCGGACAAAGAAAAUAAUGCUCUUGAAACCCGGUCCAAUCCUAAUAGUCCCAUGCGAAAUCGAAAUAUCAAUCAACUUCUGAAUUAUACUCAUGCACACACCUUGCCCUUAAAGUCUAAUCAGCAUCACCAUUGUUCAACGACUCACCAGCUCGCAUCAUCAACUAUCAACAAUCAACAAAAUCAACAUGCCUAUCACUAUCAUACUGAAAUGAAUCCAUUGGCUACUUCAGCAAAUAGUGUCUAUGGUUCAUUAGCAUCAACUCAAGCUGAUGGUCCAGUUGCACUUCCAGGAAGUUGUUCUAAUUGUGGUAAACCUAGUGAACAAGGAUCACUUUUCAGAUCUCGAUCAUUGGAUGAUCUCAAUAGCCUGAUACUUCAAGAGGACGUCCAUCUCAACCACUCUCACUCUCCAUAUUGCCCACCUGAUGAGGGACUCUUUAAUCAGCCAAUGUUCUCUUCCGCUUCUUGUGAUAUCGAGAAUGUGCUGCAAAAAAUCAGUAGAUUGGAGAUGUAAAAACAUUUAUUCCUUCGAGAAAAAAUUAAUUCCAUUGAUUAUGGCUUAUUUUGUGAACAGAGUAAACAAAUACCUAAAUGCUUAUCAAAUUCUCAUCAUCCUGUUUUCCGUCUAAAUUGGCAUCUCCAUCUUUUUAUAACUUGUAUCUUCUUGAUUUGCUGUACUAACAAUUUAUAGCUACAAUGCACAGCUAUGGUAUAGCCAAUUAUUUUAUUUGUUUCAUUUCAAAACAAGUGAAAAUUAUUUUACUCAGCGUUGGAAAAUUAACUUCAGAAGCUGAUAAAUUAAGAGUGAUCUUCUGGAUGUUGAUUAUUUUUAUCUUGCAUUUACUUAAAUUGUAAGAUUCACUCAAUUUAUCUAUUGUGCUUUCUGUUUACUUAAAAGUAUUAGCAUUUUCACUCUACUAUUUUUUGUAACCAAAUGUUAACAAGCAAACCAAAAUGCGUAAAAACAAAACUCAUUUCAUAGCAUAAAAACAAAUUAAAAUAGUGUCAACUCCUUUAAGGAAAACUAUUAAUCUUCUCAGUGCCGAUGUUGAUGUUCAUUUUUGUAACUCGAAACAAAAAAUAUUGUAAAGAUACAAAUUUCUCAAGCCCAUAAUUUUAAUUUUCGCUGCUUUCCUUUGCUUCUAACACUUGCCAAAGGAUUUAAACGAAUUAUAUUAUGAUUCUAAAAUUAUAAAGAUAUUGGAUUAACUAUUGUAAUUGUAAUUGAUCAAAGUAUUUUGAUGACAAUUAAUGUACUAAUAACUGUAUAUGUUUCUACAAGAAAUGAAUAUGUUUGGUAACGAAACGAAGGAGACAAAAAGUAACAAUGAAUCGUGAUAAAAGAAAUUAAUUUUUGAAAUCAGAGCAUGUAAUAGUAAAAGAUGACAACACUAUGUUUAAUUGUAAUCAUAAUUCAAUGUUUAAUUGUCAAUUAAUGGUUUAUACAUUGAUGUUGAAUCAAGUUUAUAUCCAAAUCUUUUACCUAUUUAUUUGUAGUUAACCAUUUUCUUUAAAAUUAAACGGCAAAAUAUUCAUCGAUAA
This is a messenger RNA of Tetranychus urticae (two-spotted spider mite), 3154 nucleotides long. RefSeq lists its product as uncharacterized. The record is from RefSeq and is a predicted model, not a curated record. NCBI's taxonomy places the organism in Eukaryota, Metazoa, Arthropoda, Arachnida, Trombidiformes, Tetranychidae.